GCCGAGCGGCCGGCCGAGCCCCGCCGAGGCCCGAGCCCACCCGAGCGCGCCCGAGCCCGCGGCCCCCGCCCGGGGCGAUGGAGCCAGAGCCCGGCGGGGCGGCCGCGGCGCUCCUGCGGCAGAAGAGGGCGGCGUUGCGGCGCAGGGGGUGCAGCUUCGAGAGCCCCAGUGCCUUUCCCAACUCCUCCUGCUUCGGUCCCGCGCCGCAGCCUCCAGGCCCACUCAUGGACCCGCUGACGAAGACGGCCUGCGGGAGUCAGAUGGCACAGACGCUCCUCUGGAAGGCCAAGUCUUCUCUGUCCUUCGGCAUCCCGCCCCUGCAGACGUGGCCCGCGAAGUACCCGGAAGUAGAGUCCCAGGUCAACCUCUCCGUCUCGGAAGACCUCGGCUGUCGACGAGGGGAUUUCAGUCGGAAGCAUUAUGGAUCUGUGGAACUGCUCAUCUCCAGUGACGCAGAUGGAGCCAUCCAGAGGGCUGGAAGAUUCCGGGUGGAAAACGGCUCUUCAGAUGAGAAUGCAACUGCCCUGCCAGGCACUUGGCGAAGGACAGACGUGCACUUAGAGAACCCAGAGUACCACACCAGAUGGUAUUUCAAGUAUUUUUUAGGACAAGUCCAUCAGAAUUACAUUGGGAACGAUGCAGAGAAGAGCCCCUUCUUCUUAUCUGUGACUCUUUCGGACCAAAACAAUCAGCGCGUCCCUCAAUACCGGGCAAUUCUCUGGAGGAAGACGGGGACCCAGAAAAUAUGCCUUCCCUACAGCCCCACCAAGACGCUGUCGGUGAAAUCCAUCCUGAGCGCCAUGAAUCUGGACAAAUUUGAGAAAGGCCCCCGGGAAAUCUUUCAUCCCGAGAUACAAAAGGACUUGCUGGUUCUGGAGGAGCAAGAGGGCUCCGUGAAUUUCAAGUUUGGGGUGCUUUUUGCCAAAGACGGGCAGCUCACCGAUGAUGAGAUGUUCAGCAAUGAAAUCGGAAGCGACGCUUUCCAAAAGUUCUUACAUCUCCUGGGUGACACGAUCACUCUAAAGGGCUGGACAGGCUACCGCGGCGGUCUGGACACCAAAAAUGCCACCACAGGGACCCACUCAGUUUACACCGUGUUCCAGGGCCACGAGAUCAUGUUCCACGUCUCCACCAUGUUGCCAUACUCCAAAGAGAACAAACAGCAGGUGGAAAGGAAGCGCCACAUUGGGAACGACAUCGUGACCAUCGUGUUCCAGGAGGGGCCGGAGCCUUCCCCCGCCUUCAAGCCUUCCAUGAUCCGCUCCCACUUCACACAUAUUUUUGCCUUAGUGAGGUAUGAUCAGCAAAAUGACAAUUACAGGCUGAAAAUCUUCUCUGAAGAGAGCGUGCCCCUCUUCGGCCCGCCCUUGCCAUCUCCGCCGGUGUUUACAGACCACCAGGAAUUCAGGGACUUUUUGCUAGUGAAACUAAUUAAUGGUGAAAAAGCCACUCUGGAAACCCCAACCUUUGCCCAGAAGCGUCGGCGGACACUGGACAUGCUGAUUCGCUCUUUGCACCAGGACCUGAUGCCAGACUUGCAUAAGAACAUGCUGAACCGGCGGUCCUUCAGCGACGUCCUGCCCGAGUCCCCCAAGUCAGCACGGAAGAAAGAAGAGGCCCGCCAGGCAGAGUUCGUCAGAGUGGGCCAGGCCCUGAAGCUGAAGUCCAUCGUCAGAGGGGACGCACCGUCGAACCUGGCCGCCUCUGGCGUCUGUAAAAGAGAGCCUUGGGAACCUCAAUGCUUCUGCAGCGACUUCCCCCACGAGGCCGUGUGCGCCGACCCCUGGGGCUCUGCCCUGCUGGUCUCCACGGACGCGGGUGUCCUGCUAGUGGACGAUGGCCUUCCGUUCGUGCCGGUCUUUGACAAAACUCUGCCCGUGAAACAGAUGCACGUGCUGGAACCGCUGGACCUCCUGAUCCUCAGAGCCGACAAAGGGAAGGACGCGCGCCUCUUCGUCUUCAGGCUCAGUGCAGUGCAGAGGAGUCUGGAGAGCAAGCAGGGUCUGAGGAGCAAGUGUGACUGCCGGGAGAACAAGCUGGAGAAGACCAGGGGCUGCCACCUGUAUGCCAUCAACACCCACCACAGCCGGGAGCUGCGGAUCGUCGUGGCCAUCCGCAACAAACUGCUGCUCAUCACGCGGAAGCCCAGGCCGGGCGCCGGUGUCCUGCUGUCUCCGCCCCUGCCUGAGUCGCCCGUGGAAGAGUUCCAGUACAUCAGGGAGAUCUGCUUGUCCGACGCACCCGCCGUGAUGACGCUGGUGGACGGGCCGAGUGAGGAGAGCGACAACCUCAUCUGUGUGGCUUACCGGCACCAGUUCGACGUGGUGAACGAGAGCACCGGCGAGGCCUUCCGGCUGCACCACGUGGAGGCCAGCAGGGUUAAUUUCGUGGCCGCUAUUGACGUGUACGAAGACGGGGAGGCGGGGCUGCUGCUGUGCUACAACUACAGCUGCAUCUAUAAGAAGGUUUGUCCCUUGAAUGCCGGCUCUCUUCUGGUGCAGCCCUCGGCGUCCGAUUUCCAGUUCUGCUGGAACCAGGCUCCUUAUGCGAUCGUGUGUGCGUUCCCCUACCUCCUGGCCUUCACCCCCGACUCCAUGGAGAUCCGGCUGGUGGUGAACGGGAACCUGGUCCACACGGCCGUGGUGCCCCAGCUGCAGCUCCUGGCCUCCAGGUCGGACAUAUACUUCACAGCCACCUCAGCGGCCAAUGAGGUCUCGUCCGCAGGCAGCUCCAAGGGGACCAGCGCCCACAAUUCUCCCCAGACUCCCCCAGGCCGGGAUGCUCCCGUGUUUCCUUCUUCCCUGGGGGAAGGUGAAACUCAGUCCAGAAAUCUGUACAAGAUUCCUCUCCGCAACCUCGUGGGCAGGAGCAUCGAGCGGCCCCUGAAGUCGCCGUUGGUGACCAAGGUCAUCACCCCACCCACCUCCAUCGGCCUCGGCAUCGCCGCCAUUCCCGUCACACAUUCCUUAUCCCUGUCCCGCAUGGAGAUCAAGGAAAUCGCCAGCAGGACCCGCCGGGAGCUGCUAGGCCUCUCUGAGGAAGGUGGACCCCGACCAGAAGGUGCUCCCAAGGCCAAGUCCAAAGCCCGGAAGCGGUUGGAAGAAAGUCAAGGAGUCCCCAAGCCAGCGACCGUGAGGUCAACGAGCAGUGACAGGGUCGCUCCAGUCCCCUUGGAUAGUCCCCCUGCGGCCGAGGCCCCUCCCGAGGCCCUGGUCCUCGCAACAGGCUCCGAGCAGGAGCAGGGGGGCGGCGGGGUGGGCAGCCCAGGGUGGGGCGGGAGCCCCUUUCAGCUGGCCGCAGCCUCUGAGGAAGACACGAUUGACCUGAAGUGA
Molecule: messenger RNA, 3332 nt
Organism: Sorex fumeus (smoky shrew)
Lineage: Eukaryota; Metazoa; Chordata; Mammalia; Eulipotyphla; Soricidae
Gene: GARNL3
Product: GTPase activating Rap/RanGAP domain like 3
Biological process (GO): regulation of small GTPase mediated signal transduction; activation of GTPase activity
Cellular component (GO): cytoplasm
Molecular function (GO): GTPase activator activity
Source: RefSeq, a predicted model, not a curated record